AACAAAGUUUGCUCUUGGACAUAUAUCACUUUGAAAUUGGUCAUAGAACAAGUCAUAUUCUCUGACUAUGUCGACCUCACAACAAAAUAAAACUCGCUAUUCGGAUAUCCUUUCCAUUUUAACAACGCUCGUGGUGACCUCUUUCUUUUUCACAUACGAUGUCUACUACAUAGUUCCAACCAUAUUGGACCCUCUCGGCCAAAGAAUAAUGACGGUAGUAUCGAUAUGGAUUGUGUACAACAUAGUAGCCAAUACAUGGGCCUGCUAUAUGAUCAAGAACACCAUGGAUACCCUGCCCCAGGACCUGCAACAGCCCACCAAAGAGGAGGCGCACCUGUGGCACCACUGCGAUAUCUGUGAUAUGUUGGUGCCUCCGCGGGCGUGGCACUGCAAGAUCUGCAACUGUUGCAUGUUGAAGAGAGACCAUCACUGCAACUUCACCGGCAGUUGCAUCGGACACAACAACCACAGAUACUUUCUGUGGCUCACGUUCUUCAUGAGUCUCGGCACUGGAAUGGUCCUCGUUUUCAAUGCCAUUGAUGUCCUUAGGCAUUAUCGAACCAAUACCUUCGCGGAACUGAAGAAAACCGUCAUCUUUGCCAUUAACUUAGUGUCCUUUUUAGUGCCGGCUAUUAAUUUCUUCAUCCAGCUGGCGGCGGUUAUCAAAAAUUCCACCAACUUUGACAAAUCUGGUAAGGAUUAUAGUCUGGGAUUCUGGAAGAAUGUCCAAAUGGUGUUGGGAAAACGCAGUUUCUGGACACUGAUCUCUCCUACCAUCGAUAGUCCUUUGGCUCAUCAUGGAUCCCAAUGGGAAGUAAAGGAAGUUAAAGAGAAUUAAUUAGUUCUAUAGGAAAGUUAUUAUAAUAAAAUACUUUAUAAUAUAUUCCAUACUACUGUUAUAGAAAACAGUUUCCAUCA
Molecule: messenger RNA, 918 nt
Organism: Drosophila ananassae
Lineage: Eukaryota; Metazoa; Arthropoda; Insecta; Diptera; Drosophilidae
Product: probable palmitoyltransferase ZDHHC24
Exons: 1
Coding region: 68-838 (256 amino acids)
Biological process (GO): peptidyl-L-cysteine S-palmitoylation; protein targeting to membrane
Cellular component (GO): endoplasmic reticulum; Golgi apparatus
Molecular function (GO): protein-cysteine S-palmitoyltransferase activity
Source: RefSeq, a predicted model, not a curated record